UCUUUUGUUAGAAUGACGGCUUCGUCCUCGAUAGUAACAAAUGUUAAUUCAACUUCACGACUUAAUAAUAACCAUGAUUUUGAAAGAGUUGGAGAAAAUCCUGGUGAUCUUGAAGUAGUAGUCGAAAAAACGUCUAGUAAUUCUUUAUUGAUGUCGCCUACAAAUACUCAAGAAUCAAGAACAGUAUCUACUAAUAAUAUAAAAUCAAAACGAAAAUGGAUUGUUUUAGCAUCAUUUUCAUUCCUUUCUUUUUCUAAUGCGGUUCUUUGGAUUACUUUUGGACCAUGUCUUUAUAUUUUCAUGGCUCAUUAUAACCAAAUAACACCAUCUUAUAUAAACGCUUUAGCGACCGUGUAUAUGGUCGUAUACCCUAUAUUAUUAUUACCCGUCCUCAAGAUAUUUGAUAAAUGGGGCUUACGCCAAGGAGUUCUUAUCGGUGCAUUUUUAAAUGCGCUUGGAACCUUCUUGAGAUUUUUAGGCUCUUUUGAAGCAUCCGGGUUUUGGUUAUUAUUUUUAGGUCAGACAUUAACUGCUAUUGCUGGAGUAUUUAUUUUAGGAGUUCCACCGAAAUUAGCGAAUACCUGGUUUAAUUUUGGAGAACAAAAUUUAGCAACAGGAAUUGGAGUUACUGCCAAUAAUGCUGGGAUUGCUGCUGGGUUUUUAUUAUCACCAUGGUUUAUUAAAGAAGACACAGCUGCGACUGAUAUUCCUACAUAUUUAUUAAUACAAUUUGGUGCAUGCUCAAUUAUUUAUUUGAUUUGUGUAGCCACAUUUACAUCCGAAGCAAAAUUACCUCGCAGUGGUGUUAGUAAAAAAUUGGCGACAUUUUCGACAAUAAAUGGUUUUUGUACAGAUAAAACAUUUAUGAUACUAGCAACAUCUUAUGGAUUAACUGUUGGUUCGUCAUAUGCUGUGAGCACUUUAUUAGCUCAAAUUAUAGUUCCUGUCUUCAAAAUGCACGAUGAGUCACAGGUUGGAUUUUUGGGAUUUAUUAAUGUAAUAGCUGGAAUGGCUGGAUCUGUUCUAAUUGGAGUUUAUCUAGAUCGCACAUUCGCAUACAAACGAUCAUGUCGUAUAUUAUAUAUUAUCACCUUUCUUUCGCUAGGUGGCCUCAUUACAGGUUUGAAGAUUAAGAAUAUGUUUUUUGUAACCGUGUCAUGCAUGUUCUUUGGUUUAUCUUCGUUUGCAAUAACUCCGGCAGUAUUCCAAUAUGCGCCAGUAAUUACUUCCAGCCGUCUAGUAGAAGAUGAAAUUACGAGCACAGGAAUCCUAAAUUCUGCAGCACAAAUAUGGGGCAUCAUACUUGUUUCUCUAAUGGACAUUACUGAAAAUAUUAAUCAGGAAUUUACAAUGGAAAUGCCUUGUUUGUUGUUACUUGCCAUUGCAUUUAUAGGUAUAAUACUAAUUUGGCUAGUUAAAGAAGAUCAUGAUGUAAAAGAAGUUAAAGAACGAGAAACUCGACAUUUAAUGAAUAGAGAAUAGCUUAUUAUAAUAACGUCUUAUUCCUCUGUAUUAUAUGCUGUACUUUGGUCCCUACAAAGUAUUUCUAUUGUUUCCACUAUUUGUUUUCUUAAUGACUCUUUUAGAAAUUAAAUUUUGUUUAGAUUAAAUAUAUAUAAUAAUUAUAGAAACAAAAAACAAAAUAAAUUAUCUACCUGCAUCUUCAACAGC
Molecule: messenger RNA, 1671 nt
Organism: Rhizophagus irregularis DAOM 181602=DAOM 197198
Lineage: Eukaryota; Fungi; Glomeromycota; Glomeromycetes; Glomerales; Glomeraceae
Biological process (GO): transmembrane transport; heme export
Cellular component (GO): membrane
Molecular function (GO): heme binding; heme transmembrane transporter activity
Source: RefSeq, a predicted model, not a curated record